This is a messenger RNA of Cylas formicarius (sweet potato weevil), 403 nucleotides long. RefSeq names its product TP53-regulated inhibitor of apoptosis 1-like. The record is from RefSeq and is a predicted model, not a curated record. The transcript has 2 exons. Lineage: Eukaryota; Metazoa; Arthropoda; Insecta; Coleoptera; Brentidae. Bases 83 to 322 code for a protein of 79 amino acids.
UAAAGAAUAAAGAAGAAGAUUUUCAACAAAAAAAAUGCGGACGAAGUAAACGGGGCGCCGAUCGAUAAACGGGGCCGCCAGGAUGAACAGCAUCGGCCGCGCGUGCACCGACCUGAAGAAAGAGUACGACGACUGUUUCAACGCAUGGUUCUCGGAGCAGUUUUUGAAAGGGAGCACGAACGAUUCCAUGUGCGCCCCCAUCUUCAAGGUGUACCAGCAGUGCGUGAAGGACGCCAUGAAGGAGCACAAGCUCGACUUCGACGAGGUUAAGAGGGACCUGCUGGGCAGCGGGAAGGAGAAGCGGGUGCCGGGGGACUCGUGACGGCGUCGACCGAACGUUCUAGUGCUUGUUAAAUAAACGAAAAGGAUUCCUCGAGCUUUGUCGUGAAAUAAAAAUCCGAAU